AUGGCAUUCAGAACAACGCUCUCGCGCAAUGCGGGCAAACACAUCAGCGCAUACGGUAGCGUGCUCGACAGGUUCAUGGUGAGCCACGCUCCCUCGCUCGCCUCCUCCUCUCCUUCUUCUUCUUCUUCUUCCUCCUCCUCCACCACCACCCCGGCCUCCUCCUCAGCUUCGACAUCAGCAUCACUCUUCGAACCUUCCAAAUCCACCACCACCGGCUGCUGGGCACCCCCAAAGUACUCCCUCCGACGCCAAGCCAAACUCGUCAAAGAAGCCGCGCUGACGGGCCAACUGAGCCUGCUCCCCGAUGGUCCCAAAACCACGCGCAUCCAGCAGCGCCUGCACCGACUCGCAAAGACGCACACCUUCGAACAGACCGCAAGGCAGUACCAGUACAUCCCGCAAGACGUUUCUACACCUGCAGCUGUGCGGCCCGCGUCGUUGGGCGAGAGAGCGGUGCGACCCAGCCAGCGAGUCAGCACGGCAGAGCGCGAGGCGGCGCUCAUGACCGCCAGGCUGCAGGUGAGGGACGUGGGGCCGUACUCGGGUAGAGCCAAGGUGUUCAAGGGCAGCAGGGUGGACAAGGGCAAAAACAAGAGGAGGGACGAGGUGAAGAACAAGUUGGGCGCGAUGCAGCAGACCGUGCAUGACUGGCACUCGACACAGACCGAUGCCAAGAACAAGCUCAAGCCCGGUCUUCCUUUCUGA
Sporisorium graminicola is the source of this 705-nucleotide messenger RNA. RefSeq lists its product as uncharacterized. Lineage: Eukaryota; Fungi; Basidiomycota; Ustilaginomycetes; Ustilaginales; Ustilaginaceae. Bases 1 to 705 code for a protein of 234 amino acids. Gene Ontology annotation, molecular function: structural constituent of ribosome. Gene Ontology annotation, cellular component: mitochondrial large ribosomal subunit. The transcript has 2 exons. The record is from RefSeq and is a predicted model, not a curated record.